This is a messenger RNA of Perognathus longimembris pacificus (Pacific pocket mouse), 6344 nucleotides long. RefSeq names its product envoplakin (gene Evpl). The transcript is spliced from 22 exons. Bases 69 to 6164 code for a protein of 2031 amino acids. Gene Ontology annotation, molecular function: cadherin binding; structural molecule activity. Gene Ontology annotation, biological process: wound healing; intermediate filament cytoskeleton organization. The record is from RefSeq and is a predicted model, not a curated record. Gene Ontology annotation, cellular component: cytoskeleton; cytoplasm; intermediate filament. NCBI's taxonomy places the organism in Eukaryota, Metazoa, Chordata, Mammalia, Rodentia, Heteromyidae.
AGGAGCCGGCGAGCGCGCACACCGCCGCCCGCAGCCCUGCCCCGGCCUGGCCGGCACCUGCGUCCAUCAUGUUCAAGGGGCUGAGCAAAGGCGCCCAGGGGAAGGGGUCCCCCAAAGGGUCCCCAGCCAAAGGAUCUCCCAAGGGCUCCCCCAGCAAGCACAGCCGGGCUGCCACCCAGGAACUGGCCCUGCUCAUCUCUCGCAUGCAAGCCAACGCGGACCAGGUGGAGAGAGACAUCCUGGAGACGCAGAAGCGGCUGCAGCAGGACCGGGUGAACAGCGAGCAGAACCAGGCCCUGAAACACCAGCAGGAGACAGGCCGUAACCUGAAGGAAGCCGAGGUACUGCUCAAAGAUCUCUUCCUGGAUGUGGACAAGGCCCGGCGGCUCAAGCACCCGCAGGCUGAGGAGAUUGAGAAGGACAUCAAGCAACUGCACGAGCGGGUGACCCAGGAGUGUGCCGAGUACCGUGACCUGUACGAGAAGAUAGUGCUGCCGUCGGACGUGGGUCCCCGCGUGGACUGGGCGCGCGUGCUGGAGCAGAAGCAGAAGCAGGUCUGUGAGGGACAGUAUGGGCCAGGCAUGGCAGAGCUGGAGCAGCAGGUGGCCGAGAAUAAUAUACUACAGAGGGAGAUCGAGGCAUAUGGGCAGCAGCUGCGGACCCUCGUGGGGCCGGAUGCAGCCACCAUCCGGAGCCAAUACCGGGACCUACUGAAAGCAGCCUCCUGGCGUACACAGAGCCUGGGCAGCUUGUACACGCACCUGCAGGGCUGCACGCGGCAGCUGAGCGCCCUGGUGGAGCAGCAGCACCGCAUCCUGCAGCAGGACUGGAGCGACCUCAUGGCCGACCCUGUGGGCGUGAGGCGGGAGUACGAGCACUUCAAGGAGCACGAGCUGCUGGCCCAGGAGCAGAGCGUGAACCAGCUGGAGGACGACGGCGAGCGCAUGCUGGAGCUCGGCCACCCGGCUGCGGGGCCCAUCCAGGUCCACCUGGAGGCCCUGAAGGUGGAGUGGCAGAACUUUCUGAAUUUGUGCAUCUGCCAGGAGCGCCAGCUGCAGCACGUGGAAGACUACCGCCGGUUCCAGGAAGAAGCCGACUCAGUCAGCCAGACCCUGGCGAGGCUGCAUUCCAACUUGGACACCAAGUACAGCCCUGCUCCUGGGGACCCCACCGGCUCCCCUGCAGAGCUGCUGAGGCAGCUGGAGGCGGAGGAGAAGCAGCUGAGAAUGGCCGAGAGGGCUCUCGGGGACCUGCAGCGACAGAGCCAGGAGGUGGCCCCUCUGCCACAGCGCAGGAAGCCACCCCAGCAGCCCCUGCACGUGGACAGCAUCUGCGACUGGGACUCGGGAGAAGUGCAGCUGCUUCGGGGCGAGCGCUACACCCUGGUGGACAACGCCGACCCGCACACCUGGGUGCUGCAGGGCCCCGGCGGGGAGACCAAAAGCGCUCCGGCUGCCUGUUUCUGCAUCCCAGCGCCCGACCCUGAGGCCGUGGCCUGGACCUCCAGGCUGGCAUCCGAGCUGCAGGCCCUGAAACAGAAACUGGCCACAGUCCAGAACAAUCUGAAGGCUACAGCGGAGGAGCCCUUACAGCGUGCUCCAGCUGGCUCAGCCCCAGUCGACCCCCAGGCCCAGAGGCUCCUGACACAUAUGACCCAGCUGGACGGGGACCUGGGGCAGGUAGAGAGACAGGUGCUGGGCUGGACCCGGACUCCACUGAACCGCACUGCGCCCUUGGAGGACCUGGAAGGCCGCAUCCACAGCCUCCAGGGCACAGUACAGCACCUGCAGAGUCUGGGCGCUGAGAAGGAGGUGGCCCAGCGGGAGUGUGAGGUGUUCCUGUCUGCUCGGCCCGUGGGCCCAGCCGCCCUGCAGCUGCCCACGGCCCUCAACAGUGUCAAGAACAAAUACAGUGACGUGCAGGUUCUGUGCAGUCUCUACGGGGAGAAAGCCAAGGCGGCCCUGGGUUUGGAGCAGCAGCUUCUGGAUGCGGACAAGGUCAUCCGAGGCUUUGAGUCCCACCUGGCACAGGAAGCCCCCAUCCCCGAGGGCCCGGGAGCCCUGCAGGGGAGGGUCAGCGAGCUGCAGCACCAGUGGCGGGAGCUGCUGGAGCGGCAGGCGUGCGUGCUGGGCCUGCACCGCCAGCUGAAGGCCGCCGAGCACGCGUGCGGCGCCCUGCAGAACAACUUCCGGGAGUUCUGCCAAGACCUGCCGCGCCAGCAGCGCCAGGUGCGGGCCCUCACCGACCGCUACCACGCUGUGGGGGACCAGCUGGACCUACGGGAGAAGACAGUGCAGGACGCCAGCCUCGCCUACCAGCAGUUCAAGAACCGCAGAGACAACCUGAGCUCCUGGCUGGAGCAGCUGCCUCACAACCAGGUGCGGCCCAGUGAUGGGCCCAGCCAGAUCGCCUACAAGCUGCAAGCACAGAAGAGGCUGAUGCAGGAGAUCCAAGGCCGAGAGCAGGACAGGGCCACGGUGUCCCGUCUGUCCCAGGACCUGCAGGCAGCUCUCCACGAGUACGAGCUGCAAGCAGAUACCUAUCGCUGCUCCUUGGAGCCCACCCUGGCGGUGUCAGCCCCCAAGAAACCCCGGGUGGUCCCCCUGCGGGACAGCAUCCAAGCCCAGGAGAAGAGCCUGGCCAAGGCCUACACGGAGGCCGCAGCUGCCCACCAGCAGCAGCUGCAGCAGCUGGAGUUCGCGAAGAAGAUGCUGGAGAAGAAGGAACUCAGCGAGGACAUGCAGAUGUCCCACGAUGCCAAGCAAGGGGCCGAGAGCUCGGGCCAGGCAGGGAGCGGCCCAGAGGUCCUGCAGGCCCAGCUGGAGGAGGAGAGGCAGCGGGUGGCCCAGGUGCAGCGUGAGCUGGAGGAGCAGCGGCACCAGCUGCUGCAGCUGAAGACGCAGCGGCCCGUGGAGAGGCUGGAGGAGAAGGAAGUGGUGGAGUUCUACCGGGACCCCCAAGUGGAGAGCCAGGUGGCCAGGCUGAAGUCCCAGGUGGAGGAAGAGGGCAAGAGGCGGGCCGGCCUCCAGGCAGACCUAGAGGCGGUGGCUCAGAAGGUGGCUCAGCUGGAGAGCAGCAGGAAGAACCUGCAGCCUCACCUGCUGACCAAGGAGAUCACCCAGAUUGAGCGCGAUCCCAGCCUGGACCACCAGGCCAGUCGGCUGAGCAGAGACAUCCAGCAGUUGUGCGGGGAGAACACCGUGAUCUCGGCCCAGCUGGAGGCGGUGAAGAAGGAGCUGCUGGCCUUGGAGCAGAAGGAGGCAAACGUGAAGGAAAAGGUCGUGGUGAAGGAGGUGGUCAAGGUAGAGAAGGAUCUGGAAAUGGUCAAAGCCACUCAGGCCCUGAGGCUUCAGAUCAAGGAGGACGGAGCACGGAGGAAGGGGGCGGAGGAGGCUGCGGCCAAGCUCCAGGUUCGCAUCAAAGAUCUGGAGCAGAUAAUCAGCUCGGUGGAGCCCAAGGUCAUCGUGAAGGAGGUCAAGAAGGUAGAGCAGGACCCCAGCCUCCUCAAAGAGUCCUCCAGGCUGCGGAGCCUCCUGGAGGAGGAGAGGAACAAGAACGCGGCGCUGGCCAGGGAGCUGAGGGACCUGCAGGACAAGUACAUGGUGGUUGAGAAGCAGACGCCGAAGGUGCAGCUGCAGGAGCGAGUCAGCGAGAUCUUCCACGUGGACCCGGAGACGGAGCAGGAGAUCGGCCGGCUCAGGACCAAGCUGCGGGAGACGGCGGAACGCAGGAGCAGCGUGGAGCAGCAAGUGGAGGAGCUGCUGCCCGACCUGACGGUCCUGCGGGCCCAGAAGCCCACGGUGGAGUACAAGGAGGUGACCCAGGAGGUGGUGAGGCACGAGAAGAACCCGGAGGUGCUGCGGGAGAUCGAUCGCCUCAAGGCCCAGCUCAACGAGCUGGUCAAUGCCAGCGGCCGCUGCCAGGAGCAGCUCAUCCGGCUGCGGGGAGAGCGGGACGAGUGGAAGCGGGAACGGUCCAAGGUGGAGACCAAGAUGGUGACCAAGGAGGUGGUACGCCACGAGAAGGACCCCGUGCUGGAGAAGGAGGCCGAGCGCCUCCGCCAGGAGGUCCGCGAGGCCACCCAGAGGAGGCGGGCGGCGGAGGACGUGGUGUACGAGCUGCAGAGCAAGUUGCUGCUGCUGGAGAGGCGGCGUCCCGAGGAGAAGGUGGUGGUGCAGGAGGUGGUGCUCACCCAGAAGGACCCGCGGCUGCGGGAGGAGCACGGCCGGCUGAGCCGCAGCCUGGACGAGGAGGCGAGCCGGCGGAGGCAGCUGGAGCGCGAGGUCCGCCAGCUGCGCGCCGGCGUGGAGGAGCAGGAGGGCCUGCUCAGCUUCCGGGAGGACCGGAGCCGGAAGCUGGCGGCCGAGAAGGAGCUGCGCCAGCUGACGCUGAGGAUCCAGGAGCUGGAGACGCGGCCGCCCGCCGUGCAGGAGAAGAUCAUCCUGGAGGAGGUGGUGAAGCUGGAGAAGGACCCGGACCUGGCGCGCUCCGCGGAAGCCCUGCGGCGGGACCUGGAGCGCGAGAAGAGCCUGGCGACCGAGCUGCACCGGGAGUCCAAGCACCUGCAGGUCCAGAUCGACGUGCUGCAGCAAACCAAGGCUCACGAGAAGACCAUCUACAAGGAGGUGAUCCGGGUGGAGAAGGACCCGGCGCUGGAGGGCGAGCGCGCCCGGGCGUGGGAGGCGCUGAGCCGGGAGCGGGCCGCGCGCCAGGGCCGGCAGGAGGAGGCGCGGCGGCUGGCCGAGCGGGUGGAGCGGGCCGAGGCGCUGGGGAGGAGCUGGGCCCGCGAGGAGGCCGAGCUGCGGGACGCCCGGGACCGGGCCAGCCAGGAGCGCGAGCGGCUGCAGCAGGAGCUGCGGGCGCUGGAGCAGCGGAAGCAGCAGAAGGUGCGGCGGCUGGAGGAGGAGGCCGAGCUGCUCUGCCAGAAGACGGAGAGCGAGCGGCAGGAGGCGGCCCGGCGAGACCAGAGGCUGUCGCAGCUGGAGGCGGCCAUCCUGCAGGAGAAGGAGCAGAUCUACCAGAAGGAGAGGACCCUUCGGGACCUGCACGCCAAGGCGAGCCGAGAGGAGCUCAGCCAGGAGACCCAGACCAGGGAGACCAACCUUUCUACCAAGAUCUGCAUUCUGGAACCGGAGACCGGCAACGACAUGUCCCCUUACGAAGCCUACAAGAGAGGCAUCAUCGACCGGGGCCAGUACCUGCAGCUGCAGGAGCUCGAGUGCGACUGGGAGGAGGUCACCACCUCGGGGCCCGGCGGGGAGGAGUCCGUGCUCCUGGACCGCAAGAGCGGCAAGCAGUACUCCAUCGAGUCGGCCCUGCGCGGCCGCCGCAUCUCCAAGGAGGAGUACCACCUGUACAAGGACGGCCGCCUCCCCAUCUCCGAGUUCGCCUUGCUCGUGGCCGGGGAGGCCAAGCCCAGCUCCUCGCUGUCCAUCGGCUCCAUCAUCUCCAAGUCCCCGCUCUGCUCUCCCGUGCCCCAGAGCACCGUCUUCUUCUCCUCAGGCCUCUCCCUCGGGCUCACCGACGACAGCUUCCCCAUCGCCGGGGUCUACGACACCACCACGGACAACAAGUGCACCAUCAAGACGGCCGUGUCCAAGCACAUGCUGGACCCCAUCACCGGGCAGAAGCUGCUGGAGGCCCAGGCGGCCACGGGAGGCAUCGUGGACCUCCUCAGCAGGGAGCGCUACUCCGUGCACAAGGCGCUGGAAAGGGGGCUGAUCGAGAGCACCUCCGUGCAGAGGCUCCUCAACGCCCAGAAGGCCUUCACGGGCAUCGAGGACCCCGUCACCAAGAAGAGGCUGGCGGUGGGCGAGGCCGUCCAGAAAGGCUGGAUGCCCCAGGAGAGCGUGCUGCCACACCUGCUGGCGCAGCACCUGACGGGGGGGCUCAUCGACCCCAAGAGGACGGGGCGCAUCCCGGUGCCCCAGGCCGUGCUCUGCGGGAUGAUCAGCGAGGACCUGGGGCGGCUUCUGCAGGACGAGGCCAGCCACGAGAAGGAGCUGACCGACCCCAUCUCCAAGGAGCGGCUGAGCUAUAAGGAGGCCAUGGCGCGCUGCCGCAAAGACCCCCUCAGCGGCCUGCUGCUCCUCCCGGCGGCCCUGGAGGGCUACCGCUGCUACCGCCUGGCCUCCCCGGGCCUCCCCCGCUCCUGCGUGCGCUGACGGGGGCCAGAGGGGCAAGAGGGGGAGACACGGCCUCGCGCCAGGCGGCGAGUCUGCCCUCUGUCCAUCCGCCGCCCCGUGUUUGUGGUGUUGGGUUCCCUCCCCAACUUUGGUGCCUGGUCCCCUCCCCAGACAGGAUCCGCUCACCCCGCUUCCAAUAAAUGAAUUCGCUUGGUGCCA